Messenger RNA from Haliotis rubra (blacklip abalone), 8017 nucleotides. RefSeq lists its product as uncharacterized. The record is from RefSeq and is a predicted model, not a curated record. The coding region runs from base 69 to 7709 and encodes 2546 amino acids. Lineage: Eukaryota; Metazoa; Mollusca; Gastropoda; Lepetellida; Haliotidae. The transcript is spliced from 13 exons.
CCAGGAGAUUCCUCCUCACAGGAAAACUCAACCUCAAGUCAUCUGGCAACUUUGCUUCCACUGUUGCAAUGAAAUACCCAACCAGAGAUGUGGAGUUCAAUAUCAAACAUGCUAGUGGCCAACAGUAUACUACACGUGCUGAUGUCUCUUGGGACACUGACAAGAAGAUCAAAGUAGAUACAUCCUUCAAAAAGGUCCAAACACGAAGUGGUCAGUCACUUGAUGGUUCUGUGAGAGUGAAGACCCCGUUUGAAGGAUAUGAAGAUCUAAUGGCCCAGGCCAGUAGUGACAACAAUGACAAGAAAUAUGGCUCCUCAAUGCAACUCUCCUGGGGUGGAAAGAAAAAUCAGAUCUCUUCUGCUGUCAGCAUGAAGAAACCCUUCUCUGUAAGAAACCUUGACCUGACUAUCACAGGAACAUCCCCUUUCAAAGGAUACAGAAGGUUCAGCACCGAAAUAGAUCACAGAAUGACAACUUCUCUUAACACCAUCAUUAAGGGAAGCUUAGAGGGAAAGAAUGCCAAGCUCAUUUUGACUGGGGAGAACCGAUGCACUGACCAGAAAAGGGACAUUGAGGGUACCGUGAAUUUCAAGUCCAACUUCAAGGGAAUGCGAGCUGUUAAUCUACGUCUUUCUCACAAUGAUGAUUUCAGAAAGUUUGUGACUGACAUUGCUCUGGAUGUCAAUGGCGAUCAAUACACCUAUGAUUUGGAUAUGGACCAUGCAAGAUCUGGAUGGCAGUUCCAAAACACCGGUAAGCUCACACUCUCUUCUCCAAGCUACCGGUUCACCAACAACUGGCAACACAGGAAUACUCACAAUGACGUGAAAAGUACAAUGACAACCGAAUGGGGCAGGGGCCGACGCAUCUUUGUCAACAUAUUUGGAAACCAUGCUUCAACCACCAGAACAAAGGCCUUGGGAGGAGUAACCAUUGAAACUCCAUGGAAACCAAUCCGCAGUCUUGACAUCAACCUUGACCAUGAACACGGAAGAGGUUUUAUCCGCCACUCCUCUAACAUCAAGCAAGGAGAGGAUAUUAUUGGGUCAGCAGGAAUCAACUACAUUAGAUCUGAUGGGCAAACAGAGUCGGACUUUACACUGGCAUCACCUGUGACCGACCUCAAAGGGAAGAUAAGUGCUCGCUAUCUUACUUAUCCACUUUCAGGACAUGCUGAAUUAGAAUGGUCUCCAUAUAACAAAAUGUCGCUUGAUGGUUCCUUUGCUGCUCCAUCUAAAGAGAAUAUUGAAACAAGUCUACGGAUGACAAGUCCUUUUGAAAACUUCAGAGACAUUGUCUUGAAGGCAUCUCAUAAGAGGGAAGGAUCUGAUUUGAUAUCAAGAGGUAGUUUCAGCUAUGACAUCAGAAAGGCCUUUGAAUUUGAAGCACACAUUACUCCUGACACCCUGAACAAUUAUCGGGCAACACUGAAGACGCCUUUUGAUGACUACAAAUCUUUGAGGCAAGGGAGACGCUCACACAUUGAAACAGAAUACUAUCCAAGGAAAACUGUUAGCCUUGAUGCUGUCUAUGCAUUUGGAACCCCCAUUAUCAUGGACGUCACCAUCAAGACUCCAUUUGAAAACAUGGAACACAUGAGUGCAUCCCUAAAACAUGCUCUCAGAAGACGCUCUCUACAAACACAUGCUGAUGUUACGUUUGCGUCUGACAGCAACUUGGCUGGCGAUCUGAAACUGAACUGGGCAAAGGGAUAUGAUGGCAGUCUGGUCAUCACCACACCUUUCCAUGGUUAUGAAAUCAACAAGCUAUCUGUCAGACAUGAGGGCACUUGGGAUGAUUUCAAGAGUCACGGAGAAAUUCAAAUGACAAGGAAAACUGGAGAAGUCGACCUUGAUUUCCGUCAUGGCUUUAGAUCAACUGGGACAUUCACACUCAAGACACCAUUUAAUGGCAUGGAAGAAACUAAAGUUUCACUUAACAAACGUGGCCUUUGGAAUAACAUACGAGGCGGUAUCAUCAUCACCUAUGGAAGAGAUCAAACAAUUGACAUCUCUGGCCAGAACAGAUUUUCCAAUGGACGCCUGGACACAACACUUCUUGUCAAAUCCCCCUUUUCGGAGAACAUCAAAUUUGGCAUAGAUCAUGAUGGCCAACUAAGAAGCUUCUCAACUAAGGUAUCUGGAGCUGUUGGAUCACGACACUCCUUCAACUCAGAAUCAGCAUUCACUUUCAGGUAUCCAUUGAUAGAUGUAUCUACCAACUUUGCCUUCACAAGAGAUUGGAGGAGCAGAAACAUUGGACUCAAGCUUCACAAAGAAGGCUACAUUAGUGACAUGAACGCCAAAGCAACUGGAAUUCUGGACAAUGAACAAGUUGAUGUGUCCUUUAUACUUAAGACUGAUGGCAAAUAUGAAGGAUCUCUCACCAUGCAGACACCAUUUGAAGACUACAAAGAUAUUGGACUCUCUCUUCAACAUUCUGGAAACGUGCAGAGGUUUACAAGUCAAGGCACUAUCAGGUACAUGGAUGGCAAGUCUCUGGAGGGCACCCUGACUUUCUGGCAAUCUGGCCUGGCUCAUAUUGAUACCAAAGCAGAAAUCAAGACUCCCUUCCUGGGAUAUGAAUCUUCCCUUCUCAAAUACCGCCAUUCAAUGGAUGAUUCUCAAAUGACAUCAAAUGCUCUCGUUCUCUAUGGACGUGGACAACGAAUUACAUCUGAUCUUAAUAUCCAAACAUCACCUAAGAUCAGCUUUGAUCUAACUGUUCAAACACCCUACGACAGAUUCCAAAACAAUAAACUUAUGUUUACUCAUUCUGGGCCUAUUGUCAGCUGCACAAGUCAUGCGGAAUUGGAAAUCCUGGGCAAUACAGUCACUGCAGAUUCAUCAUUUGAACACGGAACGUCCACCAGAGCCAGUCUCUCCAUCAUCACUAACAUCGAGGGUAUGGAAGUGGUCAAGGCAUCUCUCAACAAGGAGGGAAGCAGCGAGAACUUUAGAGGUACUGCUUCAGCCUCCCUGAAGGAUUCCACCAUUCAAGCCGAUGUCACAGGUAGAAUUGCACAAGACAUCAGAGGAAGCCUUUCUCUUAGAACCCCCUUCAGUGACUUUAGAGACACAGCCAUUGUCAUUGAACACACAGGCAACUGGAAUGAUUUUAAUAGCGAAGGAAUGCUCCGUUACAUGGAUGGCAAAACAAUUGAGGGUAAAAUUAAGUUCUUCAAUAAUGGAUACAGGCAGAUAAAAACAAGUGCCGAGCUGAAGACACCCUUCACUUCCUAUGAAAUGAUGACCGUCGAAUAUGGACAUGAUUCCAGGAGCAAUUACUUUAAAUCCAACUCAGCAGUCACCUAUGGCAACGGACAGAGGAUUACAUCAGACAUCUCCGCAGAUACAGCCAGAGAUAUCAAUGUAAAUGCUGUGAUCAAAACUCCCUUCAGGGACUUCGAACUUAGUAGAGCAAUCUUCACUUCCACUGGCCCUCUCAGAAAUAUGAAAAACAAUGCAGAACUUGAGUUUGCCAAGACCAGACUAACUGCACAGACCAACUUUGCAAACAUAGGAUCAACAAAAGGUGAUCUCGUUAUCACAACAAACAUUCCUGGUUAUGAAAGUAUGAAAGGUUCCAUUGGAGUGGAAGGGGAUCUCACUGAUCUGAAAUCUACAGCACUUCUUAACAUUAAAGAUUCUACACUUGAAGUAGAUCUCAGUGCAAGUUUGAAGAACAGAAUCAUGGCAUCUGUGACGAUCAGGAGUCCUUUCCAGAACUUCAGAAAUGUGGGAGGCUUCAUUGAGCACUCAGGAUCGUUAUCACGAUUUAAUACUGAAGGAAAUCUUCGCUACAUGGAUGGAAAAGUUGUUGAAGGCAAAGUCGUCUUCUUAAGAAGGGAUAUCAAUAAUCUCAAAGCUAAAGGAUCCAUUGGAAUCAGACAGGAAACAUUAGAAGCAUCUCUAAACAAUGUCUUCAGUUCAAGGCGACUCUUGACUGACUUAUCCAUCAGAAAUCCAUACACAGAAGAUAUUGUUGCACGUGUAGAUUUCAGUGGGAGACCAACCAACUUCAAAAAUCAGAUUUCAGCCAGCAUGGGCACUGGUGGUUCCAUCUCCUCGGACUCAUCCUUCCGGCUUAGAAAUGGGGAUAUUGAUAUCAGCUCAGGAUUUAACUUCAAUCUGGCGGGACUUGGACAGACAGGAAAUAUCAAAUUCCACAAAGAAGGAGAACUUAAGAAUAUGAAAAUGAGUAUCAAUGGUGAUUACAACCAGAGGAAAGCAAGUGUGAAAGCCGAGUUCAGAGCACUGGACGACAUCCAUGGUCAGGUCAAAAUCGCAACACCAUUCAGACCAUACAGAAACCUUGGCUUCUCUUUUGACCAUUCUGGUACAUGGACUCGUUUUACUUCUCAAAGUAUGGUCCAGUUCAUGGAUAGGAGAAAGAUCACUGCAAAAAUCAACCAUUUCAGUCAUGACCUUGAUCGUCUAGAAAGUAGCUUAGAAAUUACUACACCUUUCCAAGGCUACGAGUUCACAAAAGCUGAGAUUGAUCAUGCUGCAACAACUAAUGGAAUCAACUGUAAUGCUGCUGUACAGUAUGCACAAGGACAGAAAGUUACAGGAGAACUCCAUGCUACAAUUUCGCCAAAGUAUGACGUGGAAGUCAAACUGACUACACCUUUCAGACAAUAUGAGGUUCUCUCUGCAUCCACAUCAUUUGAGCAUGGAACUGACAGAUACAAUCUACAGAGCAAACUGAAUGCUGGAAAUGGCAAUCACUUUGGUCUUGAAUCAACUGCUGACAUGUCUACCACGCCCUACACGGCAGUUGCACGUAUCUCAACACCAUUUGAAAACUUUGAUUCUGCUGAAAUCUCUUUGACACAUGCUGGUGAACUACGGAAGUUCAGGUCCACAGGCACAAUACAAACUCCAAUGACCGGUACUCACACAGGUGAAGCGUCUUUCGGUUACACAUCCCUCUCAGAAAUGGAAGGUUUAAUAUCUCUUUCUGAUAACAUCAAGUUGGCUUUACACAACACCAACAGAAACCAGAAAUACCAAUCUCACAUUGAGGCUACAUGGAGUCCCACAGACAGAAUAGCUUUUGAUGGAUCCUACCAAUUCCUUGAUCUGUACAGUGAGAAAGAACUGACAACAGAUCUGACCCUGGUUACACCAUUUGAAGCUGCCAAAUUGACUGCUCUCAGGUUUGAACAUCAUCAAGGAUCGGAUAAAUAUACAGAGAAGCUGGAAGCUGAUUACAAUGGUGACAAUAUUCUGGAUAUGGACAUGGAGAUCUCCCGAGGUUCAAGGGAGCAGGGAACAUUCACAAUGAGGAAACCAAGGCCAAUGCAGCUGACUCUUUCAGGGGAAAUGGCUGAUGAGAACAUUGAUGGAGAGAUGUUUGUCAACUGGGACAGAGAUGAACCCGAGAGCAACAUCCGAAUCCAGACCACACUGACAGACAGGAGCAGACAGUCCCUGCUGAACAAAGACCUGACACUCAAGUUUAUUCAUCCCACCCGCACUGUUGGUAUCAUCGGAAAUGUCCUCAGUUCACAGCUCCAAACAAAGAGUCGUGGAGAAUUCAUCUGGAAUGAAGAUGCAGGACACAAACUUUUCUAUGAUGUGGAUGUUAAGGACCGUAGCCGCCGUAACAGCAAGAUGUAUGAUGGCACCUUCAAAGUGGGAUCCCCACUGAGAAGUCUCCAAAUGGAUGGGUCUUACAGUCAGACAGGUGCAAGCAAAACUCUGGAUGGAGCCUUCUCCUGGGAUGCAGACCGAGAUGACACAAAGAAGAUUGGCAUGAAAGCUGUCUUCACACCUGGUGACAAGAAUAAGCAGGCUGAUCUCUCUCUCAGACUUCCUUCUAUUGGAAAGAACAUCCAGAUCGACACAGAAAUGCUGCUGAAUGAUGGCAGGACAGUCUUCAAUGGAAAAACACAACUGUCCUACUCCAGUGACUCCCGAAAGACCCUGACACUUACAUCUCGACUGGAUGAUAUUUCCUAUGGAUGGGGUAACACCAACUACAGUCUUGUGGUUGGCGUAAGCCACCCAUAUACAGAUGUGGACGUCAAACUUACAUCCCACAUCGGCAGCUCCAGCGAGAAAGUAUCUGCUGGAACUGGAAUCACCUACCUAACAGCCAGAAGGGAAAGACAGAACUUUGCUCUCAGAGGCGAGAUCAACAAACUGAGAAAGCAGAUACAGCUGCAGAUGGAGACCCCAAUCAAGAACAUGGACCUCUCUGGUGAGAUGGAGGAAACUCCUUUCAAGCUGAAGAUCAGGAACAUGUAUGGAGACAAGAUUGUCCAAGCACACCUUACUGUUGACACCGAAAGGAGAAUGGUGGAUUUCCAAACUAACUAUGACCUAGACAACCCUGGAAAGACACUGAACAUGAAUGCCAGAUACGUCAAUUCAAGCGCCAUGCAGGCUGAGGUUUAUCAUCAGGACAAUUCUCGUCGACUUUCUGACAGUCUGCUUGCUCUCAGACUCAACACAUCCCGUCUUCUCCAUACCAGGAUAUCCUGGAGGCCACAGAUGAUCGCUGAUGUUCAGGGAUACUUGACCAAGACAGUGGAGACAUAUGGGCAAGAUACCAAGGCCUCUUUCCACUCUGUAUACGAGUCUGUGGGACAGGAAUUGUCCGGCAAGUACCACCGGAUUGCACAAGUCGCCAAAAAGGAACUGUCUCCUUACCUAACCAUGUUGGAAUCAGAGAUGGCUUCCAUAGAGAGACAGUUGGACUCUAUCAGGAGGGAUAUCAAGCGCAUGUACAACCGUAAUGACUUCUACAUAGCAGCAAUGGGAGAUUACUUCAGUCAGACAUUCGAAGCAUACAAGGACCUUGUGACUUCAACAAAGGAAGUGUUUGCUUCCACAAAUCAGAAACUGGCUGAAUACAUGCAGGAGAUGACAAACUUCCCCAUCGGACAAAAAUAUCAGGCCAUUGUUGCUGAAACCCUCGCCAACUUUAAGCGUGGUGUGGAUGAGCUUGUUGGAAUGACCGUGGUGAUGAUCUCAGGACUGGAUGAACAGCUGCAGAGUAUGAGGAACACUUAUCAUCAUCAUUACAACAACCUGCAGAAUUCGAUUACAGAGCUGAAGAACCAUCCUCGAUUGGCGACUGUCAGGCUUCAGGUUGCUGACACCUACCAGCAAUACCUCAACGCCAUUACCAACAAAGUACAGGACCUUAACAUCCCCAGCAAGUACAGCGCAAUUGUAGAGCACACACAGAAGAUGAUGACCUCCCGCCUAGGAGACAUCAUGAAGAGGGACGACCUCCAACAUCUGCUUUCCCUCACAAACGGUGCUUACCAAGAGGGUGUGUGGGCAUACAACUACUGGCAAGUAGAGGAGAACCUCAAGCAGCACCUGCAGAGCAUCUAUGAGAUCAUCAAGGAGAUGAUUGAGGAGGAGGUUCAGAAAUACAGGGAACAAUUGGUCUUUCUGGAAAAGUCCAAGGUCACAGUUUGGGAUCCUGAACAUGGAGAGAUCCAGAUAGACUUAUACCUGCCUAUCCCACUUCAAUCUCUGGACACACUUCCAGAAAUUCAGACGUAUGUUCAAAGGGCAAAGACUGCAAUCAACACAUACAUUCCAGACAAGGCAACGUACCAGAGAUACAUCCCAACAUCAUUGUGGCAGACACCCAAUGCUACAACGAGGAUCAAUCGUGAAAUGAAAACCUUGCCAAACGCCUCUCAGAGACGUCCCUUGAGAAGGUACAACGCCAUACGUCUCUAAGACCACAGCCUUCCAACACCCAUUGAACCCCUUACAGAAAAAUGAUCUAGACAAUGUAUUGACUAUUUAUAGUACCAAACGUUUUAUGUAAGAUCAAUGUUACUUGUAAACUGUACUGAACAAAUGAUAUAAGACAAACUAUUUGAAUAUUUAGUAGUGAAAAAUAUGUCUAUUAUGUUUGCUUGUAAACGAACACUUCCAUUAUGUGGAAUGUGUGGUGUCUUUUGUUCAGUAUAUGUUACAGAUAAGGUAACAAGUAGCAUGUAACAAAUUCCUUCCCAGUCCAAGAAUAAAUAUUUGCAUUCAAA